Aspergillus campestris IBT 28561 is the source of this 2937-nucleotide messenger RNA. RefSeq names its product putative calmodulin-binding protein Sha1 (gene sha1). The record is from RefSeq and is a predicted model, not a curated record. The annotation marks the transcript as partial. NCBI's taxonomy places the organism in Eukaryota, Fungi, Ascomycota, Eurotiomycetes, Eurotiales, Aspergillaceae. The transcript is spliced from 3 exons. Gene Ontology annotation, biological process: establishment of meiotic spindle localization; spindle organization; mitotic cell cycle. Gene Ontology annotation, cellular component: spindle pole. Gene Ontology annotation, molecular function: protein binding.
AUGUCCGGCCUCCUAGAAGACGUCGGAACGCCGUGCCCGCCAAAGUCAAGAAUCCCCAGGUUGGACCGAUGCAGCAAUCACAACACAUCGGUCACCGGCCUGUGGGACAGCAGCGCAGAUCAGGGCGACGAAACAUGCAACAUCGACUUCACCAUGGAGGUGAAAAAGCCUGUCUUGACAGGAACCAGGCCCAGACGACGCACCAAGACCGGCUCCUCCUUUGCAAUUCACGAGGAAGACGAUGCGAAAUCAAAUCAAGUGACCAACAAACGGAGACGAGACGACAGCAUGGCCGACUCAGGUGUCAACCGGAAGACUUCGCUGCUCGCCCAGCCCGCCCAAAGGUUCCGCCCCAAAGUCAGCUUUGCGCCGAGUCCAUCGAAACGAUAUAGGGAGACUGUUGAUCCGGUGAAGCCAGUGCCUACCCCGGAGGCCACUGCGGCAGCCAAUCGGGAGUUUUUGGUGAAGAUCAAUGGCAGCGCCCGGUCGAGGCCCUCGCCUCGCAAGACAGACGUCCACCGUGAUACGGUCUACGUCCCACCAGAUGAGACCACCGUUGCGAGCACGUUCAUGGAUAUCUUCAGUCCGGUCAAAUCAAUUCCGCAGCAAUCCGUGUCUGAUGAUACCCAGUCCAACUGUGUACAAACGCAGUCUUUCAGAAGAAGACACGGGAACGAGUCGCGAGCUUCGAUCCAUCGCCCACCGUUACGACCGAGUUUGAAGAUUGCUCAGGAAUCCUCCAUUCAAAUUGACGUUGUCGGGAAAAAUGGUGGUAAAGAGAACAUUCCCCCGGGAUCGGUACUGGGCGAGAAGAAAGUCCAGCCUUACAAGCUCUGGGAACCCCCCGCUGAGGAUUCGAAGGCGACCAAGUCGGUACAGUGUGGAUCUGGUGACGCUUCCCGUCAAAAGGUUGUAUCCAAGCCGCUCUCUACAGCAUCUAUAAACGGGUCCCUACAGCGAGCGGUCCUGAAAACUCGGAAUAGGUCGAACCAAACUUCAACCGAUAUUGUGAAGAGCAACAUCAGUGCCAGGCAGAAAUCAAACUCAGUGAAUCUCGAAGCAUCGACCAUCCUUAGGGACUCUACCACCAAGCCGCUAAGACACUCGAAACCUACCGCUGCUCUUUCCAGGACAAAGGUUUCGUCUAGCGUGAGGCGUUUGGAUGACGAGUACCCCCUCAUUCCCGACAACAUUACAACCACGGCAAUGUACGAAGAUGACUGGCUUUCACACCAAGAAGCGGUAAUAUCGCAAUUGGUGAAUACCCUAAUUGGACAACCAGAUGAAAGCCAGGGUGUCGACGACCCGGCCAUACUCCGGCAUGAGCUCUUAGGUCUUUACCAAGAUCCCUCCUUUACGCAUUUGUAUAAACGCGUUCAGGCGUCUGUUCUAUAUGGAGCUAUGAGCAUCCCAAAGGAUGUACUCAUCAAAAACAGUCGACUCACCCAGGACUUGGGGAUGAAACGAAAAUUCUUGGAUCUUUGGACACGGACGUACGAUCUCCGAGCCCUGAGGGCCGCCAUGGAAACUAUUACUGGAAGGAGGAUACCGACCCCGGUGACACAGGACUCUGGCUUCGAUGCAAGAGCAGCAUCGGACACUCAACGUUCGCUCAAGAAAAAGCUUGAGGGCUUCCUAGACGCAUUCCUGCUGCAAAACCGGGACACAGAUCGAAGCGCGAAAGAAACUAGUGGCAGUGAUCCAGCCGCAGUAGGCCACGCAUAUCGUCGCACGGUUCUCCGCAGCAUCAUGAUCAUCAUACUUCUCGACAAAGGCAGAAUGGGAGGGACAACGAUCCCCCGUCGUCUUUUCCUCGCUUCGUCGCCCUUCAAAUCAUCGGCGGCCGUGUUGCAAGGCCUGGCUCGCUUUCUUCUCCCGUCAUCAGGGGACAUCCUGAAGGCGCUCGGCCAUCUGGAUUGCCAGUUGGAUUAUGAGCAGCAUCCACUGGAGGAAUACGACUUCCGCAUGCACAACCUUGCUGUGGACCUCCGGGAUGGGGUUAGACUGACCAGGGUGGUAGAGCUGCUGUACCCGCUUACCUCGUAUUCGGAUAGUUUCGCAGAUCGUCAGUGGUCGCUUUCUCAGAACCUAAAACUUCCCUGUCUUGGCCGAGCGGUGAAGCUUUUCAACGUGCAGAUUGCACUAGAUUCGUUGGCCGCCAUGCCAUCGUCCAAGAAGCUUGUUUCCCAUGUGCGGGCCGAAGACAUCGUGGACGGUCACCGCGAGAAAACCGUCUCCCUGCUUUGGGGACUGGUCAGUAAAUGGGGAUUGGCCAAACUCGUCGACUGGGAUGAUCUGAGGAAGGAGAUUGACCGACUCACGCAAAAGGCAAUUUCCCUAUUUGGAUAUGAGCAGGUCAGCUGCGCAGAUUGGUUCACCGGAGCGAAGUCAAGCAACUCAAAAGCAGAGAACGACGAGUCCAUCUCGCUGCUCACACGGUGGGUGUCCAUUCUCGCAGGGCUCAAAGGUCUUCACUUCGAGAACUUCAGCACAAGCUUUGGCGACGGCAAGAUCUAUGCAGCCAUCGUAGACGAAUACGAGGAGUACGUCCGCGGAGAUAGCCCGUCCAAUCCUCUGCCCAAGACUCUGCCCAAGCUGGCAUCCCGCCUCCGCGCACUAGGCUGCAGCGCAGAAUUCACGCACCUUGUCCUCUCAGGUCCAUCAGGCAAGACACACGUCCUCGACAGCGACCUAACCAUCGGGGCACUCGCCUUCCUCUGCUCUCGCCUCCUCCCCGCCAGCCAACGAGCCCGAGCCGCCACCGUACUGCAAAACGCCUGGCGUCGCGUCCUCGCCCGUCGCGAACUCCACCUCCGCACUCUGGCCUACAGCGUAGCCCAACACUGCGCCGCUGUCGUGCAAACCCGGGACCGUAUCCUCUGGGCACAGAAAACGAUCGCAAGAUGGUGGAAGAAGACCAAGACGCGUCACCAGCGA